UGUUUAUUUUAAAUACACAUUCACAGUUAUACAUAGCUAUACAAAAUUCCAAAAAAAGAGCCACAAGUUAUUGUGCAGCCCCAGGUUUUUGUCUCUCGGUUUCUCGCUGUGCAACACUAGAAACAUUGCGCACUUUUUAACACUUACACAGAUUCAUUUCUUUCAUUAUGGCAAUUUAACAUAAACAACAUUCACGCCAACUAAUUUAUUUAACGCCACAGUCAUCGCUCAAACACCGGACUUCAUUUCUGUUGUCAUUCUCGAAAACGCGCUAUAAACGUUAAUUGCAGCAAUAUAAAUAAAACCAGAAAUCGGAAAAGUGAAACUCAUUCGGCAACAGCAGCCAAAAAAAGCAUUUUGUAAAACAACAAGCAUACUAUGAAAUGGCUUAAGGUUAACUUUGGUGAGAAGGUGGCUGAAGCGGCUCUGCAGCGGCAGCAACAGGCGGCGACCGUCGACGAUACAAUGCCCUCGGCCAUUAGUGGCGGCGCGCAUGGGCAAGUGCAUAUACCCAGCAAUGAGGAGUGCGGCAUACGAGACGUGUGGAAACAUAAUCUUGAGGAGGAAUUUCGCACCAUACGAAAGGUAGUGCAAAAAUAUCAUUUUGUUGCAAUGGAUACGGAAUUUCCAGGAGUUGUGGCGCGACCCGUUGGCGAAUUUCGAUCAACGGCCGAUUAUCAUUAUCAAUUGCUGCGCUGCAAUGUGGAUUUGCUGAGGAUCAUACAGCUGGGACUGACAUUCAUGGAUGACGAUGGCAAAACGCCCCCGGGCUACUCCACAUGGCAAUUCAAUUUCAAGUUCAAUCUUAGCGAGGAUAUGUAUGCGCAGGACUCUAUUGAUCUACUGCAAAACUCGGGCAUACAAUUCAAGAAGCAUGAAGAGGAUGGCAUUGAUCCAAUUGAUUUUGCCGAGCUUCUAAUGAGCUCCGGCAUUGUGCUAAUGGAUAAUAUCAAAUGGCUUUGCUUUCACUCCGGCUAUGAUUUUGGCUAUCUGCUAAAGCUGCUCACCGAUCAGAAUCUGCCCGCGGAUGAGAGUGACUUUUUUGAGCUGCUGCACAUCUAUUUUCCCAACAUCUUUGAUAUCAAAUAUCUGAUGAAGUCGUGCAAGAAUCUAAAGGGCGGCCUGCAGGAAGUCGCCGAUCAGCUGGAGCUGCGACGCGUCGGGCCACAGCAUCAGGCCGGCUCGGAUGCGCUGCUAACGGGCAUGGCCUUCUUCAAAAUGCGUGAGAUGUUCUUUGAAGAUAAUAUCGAUCAUGCCAAAUAUUCGGGACACUUAUACGGUCUGGGCACCUCGUUCAUUGUGAAUGGCACCAAUUUCCACGAGAGCAACGGCGAAUCGAACAGCGCCUCAUGAUUUAUCCUGAUGAAGAACGCCGUCGUGCAUGACAAGAAAUUCGAACAAGUUGCUGGAGCUGCUGCAUCAUCAUCAUCGGCUGCUGCUGCCUCUCUCCCAGCCCAGUUAUGAGUAGAGGCAACAUUCACUACAUUCAACAACCGCAUCGUUAGAAAAAAUAAUCCAAACAUCCACAAUUAAGCUAUUGCAAUACAAAACAAUUUACUUACACGAGAUUUUCUAUGCUUUUAAAGAAAGUUUCCACACUCUGUAGAUGUUUUACAACAAAUUUAAAAACAUUAAAAAAAAAAACUAUAACUAAAAACAGUUAAAUUUAAGCGAAACAGAAAAAUUACCUUUGUUAAGGAAUCACUAUCAAGAUCUGUAUGUCUUAAAUGUGUUAAGAAACAAAUUAUGAAAAAUAAGCUAAUAUGUAUAGGCCAACGUGUAUUUGUAUAAAAAAAAAAAACAACAAA
Messenger RNA from Drosophila montana, 1808 nucleotides. It is a transcript of the gene Pop2, whose product is annotated as Pop2. Gene Ontology annotation, molecular function: nucleic acid binding; poly(A)-specific ribonuclease activity. The record is from RefSeq and is a predicted model, not a curated record. The transcript is spliced from 5 exons. Bases 379 to 1353 code for a protein of 324 amino acids. Lineage: Eukaryota; Metazoa; Arthropoda; Insecta; Diptera; Drosophilidae. Gene Ontology annotation, cellular component: P-body; CCR4-NOT core complex; CCR4-NOT complex.